AGAUGAUGGCUUUUAAACAAAAUUUAAACUACACUUACGAUAUUUCUAUGGUCUGAACAAGAUACACGAAGACGAAACAGUAAGGGUUCAUUCUACAAAUACUGAGAAAUAAAACGGAAUCUGUGUUAUCCAUGGCUACCCUUGGGGUUUCAGCUGGAUUUACAUGCCAGAAUAAUUUUGGAAGAAAAUCAGAUUAUUCACGUGAAAUUUAUGCCAAGAGUUCAUUGUAUGGCGCUCAGGUGUUUUGUCCCUCGAAACUUUGCAAUCGGAGGAAGGUGGUCACCAAAUCCAAUGGAGUCAAAGCCAAUUAUGACCACAUUCCAAAGCAGUUUAGGGAGGAAAAUCUGAAAGACGGAGUGAUGGAGAACUUCAAAAAUGUUCCAGAAGAGCUUUAUGGUCUCCCUUCUAAGCAAUUGGAAAAGCUCAUGGUUGGAGAUACUUUCGUUAAACGUCAGGCUGAGCAAGCUACUGCGGAAUCCUUAUCAAGUUCAAGUUAUUACAACAGUUAUAAUGGUUUGCUUAGUAAAAAGUAUUCGAAGAAUCCUGAAGUUAGUAUGAGGGCUGGUACGACACUAGCCUCUGGAGGAUUUAGGAAACCCAGGAGUCCACCACCAGAUUUGCCUUCUCUGCUUUUAGAUAAUCGAAUUAUUUACCUAAACGUGCCUCUAUAUGCUGAAAUAACAGAACUCGUUUUGGCUCAACUUAUUUGGUUGGACUUUGAUAAUCCUGAAAAACCUGUUUUCUUGUACAUAGACUCUACGGGAACACAGAAUGAAGAGGGCGAGGCUGUUUCAUUGGAAUAUGAUGCAUACGCCAUUGGAGAUAUGUUAAAUAAUCUUAAAUGCAAGAUUUACACUCUGAAUCUUGCGACAGCUAUGGGUCAGGCAGGAAUGCUAUUGUCUUUGGGAACAAAAGGUUUCCGUUAUACUCAGCCUGGUGCUGUGGUACAACUGCAUUUGCCAAAAGCGAUUCCUGAGGGUGGUCAAUCUACUGACAUGUGGAUAAGGGCAAAAGAACUGGUAAAUGAAACAGACACAUUUCUUAAAUUUCUCGCACAAGGAACUGGCAAAAGCAAAGAAGAGCUUGCAAAUGACCUUGUAAAACGAAAGAUUUUUAAUGCAGAGGAGGCAAUUGAAUAUGGAAUCGUUGAUAAGAUAAUGCAAAGUGAAAAGGUUCUCUUGGACGCAAAGCGCUAUGAUACAGUUAGUUAUGAAGAAAAAAUUAAACGGAUGAAAGCUCGACAGGAAAAGCGACGGACAGAUCGACGGGCAGAUCCUGCAAUGUCACGUUAAUGUAGAUGCUAGAUGCAUUAGUUCUUCCAUUUAAUGAGUAUUUUUGUUCAAAACUUCAAACAUUGCUACAGUCCCUAAAAUAGUUAGUAGAAAAGAUUAUUUAAUUCUACUCUCAAAAUAUUUUAUUGCUUAGUAACUUGGAUGUAUCAUUUUACUAGUUAUCUGAUGUACAUAAAAGUAUUAUAUAUUAGCAAAAUCUUUAAGAAUUCUUGCAUAAGGGGUAUGAGAAAAUUGUCAAGCUUCUAGCAAUAGUUAUCCACACAGCAAGCGUUCCUGGUAAAUGUAAAUUUGCUGUUUUUUAAAUUUCUAUUUUAAUCAUCGGUUAUCAUGAAUUUCA
Messenger RNA from Cryptomeria japonica (Japanese cedar), 1629 nucleotides. RefSeq names its product ATP-dependent Clp protease proteolytic subunit-related protein 1, chloroplastic. The record is from RefSeq and is a predicted model, not a curated record. The transcript is spliced from 9 exons. Gene Ontology annotation, biological process: protein quality control for misfolded or incompletely synthesized proteins. Lineage: Eukaryota; Viridiplantae; Streptophyta; Pinopsida; Cupressales; Cupressaceae. Gene Ontology annotation, cellular component: endopeptidase Clp complex. The coding region runs from base 132 to 1292 and encodes 386 amino acids. Gene Ontology annotation, molecular function: ATP-dependent peptidase activity; ATPase binding; serine-type endopeptidase activity.